AUGGACCUCAAACCCGACAUGAAGGACUCGCACAAAAAGGUGAGAAUUUCAAAGCAGUUUUUACAGUUCGAUGGUGUCAUCUCUCUCCUUAGGCAUUAUGUCGUCAGAGGCCCAGAGAAAACACCGUAUGAAGGAGGAUAUUAUCAUGGAAAACUGGUGUUUCCCAGAGAAUUCCCGUUUAAGCCCCCGAGUAUCUACAUGAUCACACCCAACGGACGGUUCAAGUGCAACACGAGGUUGUGUUUGUCCAUCACAGACUUCCAUCCUGACACAUGGAACCCGGCCUGGUCAGUGUCCACCAUCUUGACGGGUCUCCUGAGCUUCAUGGUGGAGAAGGGCCCCACUCUGGGCAGCAUCGAGACCUCCGACUUUACUAAACGUCAGCUGUCAGCUCAGAGUUUGACCUUUAACCUGAAGGACAAAGUCUUCUGUGAGCUGUUCCCAGAUGUUGUGGAGGAGAUAAAGCAGAAGCAGAAGGCCCAAGAGGAACUGAGCUGUCGCACUCAGCCUCUCCCCCUCCCCGACGUCGUUCCUGACGGAGACCCCCAACACGCCCACUACCCCCCCGCCCUCAACGGACCCGCAGUGCCCCCUAUGCCCGGGGCCGCCAACAACAACAAUAACAACCUCCACAACCAGGCCAACCGCAACCACGGACUACUAGGAGGCGCUCUGGCUAACCUUUUCGUCAUCGUGGGCUUUGCAGCAUUCGCGUACACUGUCAAGUAUGUUCUUCGGAGCAUAGCGCAGGAGUGAGGGAGAGAGCGAGCAGACUCUGAAAAAAAAUCUAAUAAAAAUAGACUCUCCUUCGUCGUCUCCACUUGGACUUUGUAAAACUCCAGCUGAAGCGGUGUGAGCGAAGGAGAGAGGGGCUGUGAGCGGAGGGGGAGGGGCUGCACACAGAGAAGGGAGGGGGGG
Molecule: messenger RNA, 918 nt
Organism: Periophthalmus magnuspinnatus
Lineage: Eukaryota; Metazoa; Chordata; Actinopteri; Gobiiformes; Gobiidae
Gene: ube2j2
Product: ubiquitin-conjugating enzyme E2, J2 (UBC6 homolog, yeast)
Exons: 6
Coding region: 1-756 (251 amino acids)
Source: RefSeq, a predicted model, not a curated record